Messenger RNA from Dioscorea cayenensis subsp. rotundata (Guinea yam), 2291 nucleotides. RefSeq names its product xyloglucan galactosyltransferase XLT2-like. The record is from RefSeq and is a predicted model, not a curated record. Gene Ontology annotation, molecular function: galactosyltransferase activity. The transcript has 2 exons. Gene Ontology annotation, biological process: xyloglucan biosynthetic process. Bases 350 to 1816 code for a protein of 488 amino acids. Lineage: Eukaryota; Viridiplantae; Streptophyta; Magnoliopsida; Dioscoreales; Dioscoreaceae.
UUAUUCUCCAUUUAAUUACCAUUUGUUCCAUUUUUAUUUCGACUUUUAUUUCCAUUAUUAUUAUUUAUUUUUAAACUUAGUUACUGAUAUAAUAUUACAUUUCAAUCCUGCUUUGAUUGCACCAGCUUUCCCUUCGCGUGUCUGGUACCGUCCCCACUACACCUCCAGCUCUACCGAUCCCCACAUCUACGUCCACGUGUUAAAAUCUCCCACCACGUCCUCAAUUCCCGUCGGUGCACCGACACGUGUCCAUUCAGUUCCACAAACCGACUUCGAUUCCUACCUCUUCUCUCCCGCUCCAUAUAAAACCAACCCCAAACCCCCGGUCCGAGAUCCCGUCACCACCUCGAUGCUUCCGCGGUCCAAUUCUCCGCCCUCCGGGGCUGAUCCCCCUCACCAUUCUCUUCCCGGUAAACUCACCCCCUCUCUUAACCUCCAUCUCCAUCUUCCUCUCUGCCACCGCGUCCUCCUCGUCGCAGCCGUCCUCUCCGUCCAGCUCCUCCUCCUCCUCCUCUUCUCUGAUCGUUCCAUUUCUACCACCCGUCUCCAUCCUAGCACUAAUGCCGGCGACCACCGAAACUCCCGCAAUACAACCUGCGAUCUCGGCACUAUCUACGUCUACGACCUUCCGCCGGAGUUCAAUUCCGAUCUCAUCGCCGGCUGCCAUCAUCUUAACCCCUGGACUUCCCGUUGCUCCGCCCUCUCAAACUAUGGCCUCGGCCCCUCCGCCGCCGAUCUCGCCGGCAUUGUUCCCGGUCCUCUCCUCCCGUCUUGGUUUAACACCGACCAGUUCUCCUCGGAGAUCCUGUUCCAUCGCCGCCUACUCUCUCACCCCUGCCGCUCCCCCGACCCCUCCACCGCCUCCGCUCUCUUCAUCCCCUUCUACGCCGGCCUCGCCGUCGGCCAACAUCUCUGGUCCCCCAACGCUACUUCUGGCGAUCGUGACCGCCUCUGCGCCGCCCUCCUCCGCUGGAUCUCAAGCCAACCCUCCUUCUUGCGAUCCAACGGCAGCGACCACUUCAUCGUCCUCGGCCGCAUCACCUGGGACUUCCGCCGUUCCAAGAACGAGGACUGGGGAGGGAGCUUCAUCUACAUGCCGGCGAUGUCGAACGUCACGCGCCUCCUCAUCGAGCGAAACCCUUGGGACGAGCUGGACGUCGGAAUCCCCUACCCCACCGGAUUCCAUCCCCGAUCCGCCACCGAUCUCCGAUCAUGGCAGAAAUUCGUCCUCUCCCGUCGCCGGCGGACAACAUUCGGCUUCGCCGGAGCGGCGAGGGUGGGGAUGAAGAACGACUUCAGGGGUUUGCUCCUGAGGGAGUGCGCGGCGGCGGGAGGGUCGGCUUGCAAGGCGGUGGAUUGCAGUCACGGGCGGUGCGCUAACCGGAGCGCGGAAGCGGUGAGCUUAUUCCUAGAAUCAAAGUUUUGUUUACAGCCACGUGGCGAUAGCUUCACCCGGCGGUCAAUGUUCGACUGCAUGAUUGCCGGUGCGAUCCCCGUCGUGUUCUGGAAGCGCAGCGCUUACUUACAGUACGAGUUAUACUUACCGCCCGGUGAGGAGGAGUGGUCAGUGUUUAUCGAUAGAAAGGAGGUGCGUUCCGGCGCGGUGAGCGUAAGAGAUGUGUUGGAAAGCAUCGGGGAGGAGAAGGUGAGUAGAAUGAGAGAAAAGGUUGUGGAGCUUAUCCCGAGGAUCGUUUACGGCCAAGAUAGGCUUGAUGAAGGGGUGAUGGAUGCUGUGGACGUAGCGGUUGAUGGUGUUCUUAGGCGGUUCCGGGAAAGGAGGGAACGGACGGACAUGGGCAUUGGGGGAGUUCGUUGAUUGUUUCCUCGUCUUGUACAGUGAGAUGAGAUUUUUUUGGGGAGAGAAAUUUGGAUGAUAUCUUUUUGGCUUGGGAGUUGGGAUGGUAGAAAGAAUGGUGGAGAAUCACUUUGGAGAAAGGCAACAAAAAGAAGGGGGUCCUUAAGCUUUUAACACUAUUGAUGGGAAUGAUAAAUUCUCAUGCCAUUUGUUCGGGAUUUUCAAAACUUUGCAUGAUUGAUGUUUGUGAAAAUUGAGUAAUGGCGACAAAGAGACAAUACUGUUCAAAGGACACGGACUGUUCGAAGGGCAUGGAUAAAAGUUAUGGUGAUGGAUGGGUGAGUGUUCUAUUCUUUAUUAAUACAUAGUUAAAAUCUAAUAAUAAAAAAAUAUGUGUAACAAGAGAUAGAUGUAUUUUUUACAUUGAGGUAUUUGAUGUAUAGUAUUAAUAAGGUCUUUAAUUUGUGUUGCUUGCAUACCUAUUGAAAAAAAUAUU